CAAUGAAGCGAGCUCCGAGUCAUAACGGUCACAGUGUCACACCAUGGCUCCAGGGCCACUGACUCUGGCCGUGACUGUCCUAGAGCAAUACCACGUCUCUCCAACUCCGGCGCCGGCGCCCGGUCAGCUACGGUCUCUGCCGCUCACGUUCUUCGACCUAGUCUUCUGGGACUUCCCGCCCGUGCAGCGCCUCUUCUUCUACGCCAGCGCCGAUCUCUCCGACGUCCCCGACUUCCUCCACAGCAAGCUUCCCCUGCUCAAUGAGUCCCUGGCUGCUGCGCUGCACCAUUUCUACCCCUUGGCCGGGCGGUUGCCGUGCAGGAUACAGGAGUGCGCGUCGCCGGAGGUUGUAUACUCGGACGGAGACUCCGUUCGCCUGACCGUCGCCGUCAGCCGCGACGACUUCCAGGACCUCGCCGGCGACCACCCCCGCGACACCGCGAGGUUACGUCCGCUGCUGCCUCCGCUGGCCAAGCAUGGCGGCUGUCAUCGGCCGUCGCAGGACGUGCUCGCCGUCCAGGUCACUGUGUUCCCGGGCGCGGGCGUUUGUGUGGGCACGACGCUGCACCACGCCGUGGCCGACGGGUCCAGCUACGUGCACUUCUUGAAGACGUGGGCCGCCAUUCACCGCCUCGGCGACGAGUGCAGGGAAGCGGUGGUGGUGGGCUACACUCCCCCGCUGUUCGACCGCGGCGUCCUGCGAGACGACACCGCACUCCGGGAGUCGUUUAUCCACGACCACCGGCAUCUGGUGGAGUCCGGCGACAGGAGGCUCGACGAAUGGGACGUCAGUCGGCGGCCAGACACCGUGCUCGCGACGUUCAGGUUCACGGACGAGCUGCUUCGCAGGCUGGGGAGGCACGUCGAGUCGGAUACCUCGGCGCGGUGCUCGCCGUACGCGCUGGUGUGCGGCGCCGCGUGGGCCGGCAUCGUGCGCGCACGAUGCGUCGGCGGCGGCGGCGACGCAGACGACGACGGCGACAACGCGCGGUUCGGGUUUGUGACCGGGUGCAAGCCACGCAUGAGCCCGCCGAUACCGUCGAGCUACUUCGGCAACUGCCUGGGGCUGUGCUUCGUGGAGGCCGAUCGGCGAUGCCUCACCGCGGCGAGCGCCUCGGCGGCCAUCUGGCUUGUCAUCGCGGGGCUCGCCGAGCAGGGGCGGGCACUCCGGGACGCGCGCGGCUGGGUGCGUGGAGCGCGGGAGUACGCGGCGGCGCGCGCGGUGACGGUCGCGGGUUCCCCGAAGCUGGGCGUGUACGCGGCGGCGGAUUUCGGCGCAGCGUGGGGCGGUCAGCCGCGGAAGGUGGAGAUAGUGUCGGUCGAGCGCACCGGCGCGCUGGCGCUGGCGGAGAGCGGGGGGCGCAACGGGGACGGCGGCAUCGAGGUCGGGCUGGCGCUGCCGCGUCUGCAGAUGGAGGCGUUCCGCGCGUUCCACGCCGAGCUGGUUGGCCUGCUUCACGCCAAUGACGUGGCCACGCCGUUGCUGCGAGAGCCUAAAUCAUGAGAUUAAUUAUUUGCGUCGGAGCACGUGGGGGAUGGUGAAUAGGCUCACCAUUUCCUUGUCUACCUAUUGGAUUGGGAUCAUUUUUAAAUUUGUAGUUUGAUUUUGUUUGGUAUGUGUCCGUACUUAUCACCACGUGACUAUGGACCCCAAGGACGAUGUUGACAGCAUACAGAGACAUGUUGCAUACUCCUAUGUUUUAGUGUUGAGUGGCCUCCGCGUGAAACUGUGAGCGACGUGGAACCUU
This is a messenger RNA of Oryza brachyantha (malo sina), 1748 nucleotides long. RefSeq names its product phenolic glucoside malonyltransferase 1-like. Bases 44 to 1504 code for a protein of 486 amino acids. The transcript has a single exon. The record is from RefSeq and is a predicted model, not a curated record. Lineage: Eukaryota; Viridiplantae; Streptophyta; Magnoliopsida; Poales; Poaceae.